Molecule: messenger RNA, 1707 nt
Organism: Exserohilum turcica Et28A
Lineage: Eukaryota; Fungi; Ascomycota; Dothideomycetes; Pleosporales; Pleosporaceae
Exons: 4
Coding region: 12-1607 (531 amino acids)
Cellular component (GO): nucleolus
Molecular function (GO): GTP binding
Source: RefSeq, a predicted model, not a curated record
AGCAAUCCACAAUGAAGGUCGGAAAACCAAAAUCCAAGCGCGUACCCGUGCGCCUGCGCCACAAGAUCGAAAAGGCGUCGGCGGCCAAGCAGAAGAAGGCGAGAAAGCUCGCAAAGAAGGACCCCACAUGGAGAAGCAAGACCAAGAAGGAACCGGGCAUUCCCAACCUGUUCCCCUACAAGGACAAGAUUCUGGCAGAGGCAGAGGAGCAGCGGAGGAAAAAAGAAGAGGAGAAUGCGCGCCGACGGCAGCUCGCCAAGGAGCAAAAGCUGAAUGGCACAGAUGCAGAGAAUGCUAUGGAGGAUGACGAUGAGUUUGAGCAGUUUGACGCCGAAGGCGAUGAGCUGCUUGCAGACGACAGCAGCGAGGAUGAAGACUCGAUGCAGGUGGAUGACAAGCUGAACCCCAUGGCCGCGCUCUUGGCUUCUGCAAAAGCACGCGCCGCUGAAUUCGAGAAGAAAAACGACGCGGAUGCGGUGGAAGACAGCCAAGACGACGACGAGGAUGACGAGGACGGCGGAGUCCAGGUCCGCAAGGACGCAUCAAGGAAGCAAUUCGACAAGGUCUACAAGCAGGUGGUUGACGCAGCAGACGUCGUCCUCUACGUCCUCGACGCCAGAGAUCCAAUGGGAACACGAUCGAAAGAGGUGGAGCAGGCAGUCAUGGCAGCAGACCGCUCAAGCAAGCGCUUGAUAUUCAUCCUCAACAAGAUCGAUCUCGUCCCUCCGCCAGCCCUUCGAGCAUGGCUCGUCCAUCUCCGUCGCUCGUUCCCCACCCUUCCUCUGCGCGCAUCGAAGCCUGCGCCCAACGCCAAGACGUUUGAGCACAAGGAUCUCACCAUGAAGGGGACAUCUGAGACGCUUUUCAAGGCCUUGAAGACUUUUGCAGAGUCACGGCAGCUCAAGCGCUCGGUCAAGGUUGGAAUCAUUGGAUAUCCCAACGUCGGCAAGUCCUCGGUCAUCAAUGCCUUGACCUCGAGACUGGGAGGAAGGUCGGCUGGCUGUCCAACUGGCGCCGAAGCUGGUGUUACCACCAGCCUACGAGAGGUCAAGCUUGACAACAAACUGAAACUCUUAGACUCUCCUGGUAUUGUCUUCCCCAACACAGAAGGAUCCAAGGAGAGCAAAGUGCAGCAACAGGCCCGCCUCAUUCUCCUCAACGCUGUGCCGCCCAGAGAAAUUGAAGACCCCAUUCCGGCUGUGCAACUUUUGCUCAAGAGGCUGUCGUCUUCGGAGGAACUGUUUUCCAAACUCAUGGAGGUCUACGAUCUGCCCCCGCUGCACACGGUGGGCAACGACAGGACGACCGACUUUUUGGUGCAGGUAGCAAGGAAAAGAGGUCGUCUCGGCAGGGGUGGUAUACCCAACAUGCAUGCUGCCGCACAGACGGUCAUCAAUGACUGGAGAGACGGUCGCAUCCAGGGAUGGACAAGCCCGCCCAAGUAUGUUCCUGCUGAGACUGCUACAACCAAGACGGCCCCCGCUCAAAAGGGUCUCGUGGGCGACCAGAAGGAGAUUGUCAAGGAAUGGGCUGCCGAGUUCAAACUCGAAGGUCUCUGGGGUGACGACUCGAAUGAUAACGCAGCUCCAGAGGCCAUGGAGAUGUAAGGGUAGUAAAAAAGAGUGCCUGGCGAAAUGGCGUUUGUGUUGGGCCACAGUGUUGGCUUUUUUCUCAGAAGAGAACUCAGUCUCGACUAGAUAUUAUAAU